GUGAAUUUUAUGAUUAAUUUACAAAAUGUUUUUUAUUAAAAAGUUGCACCAUACUAUUCAACUUCACCCUGCUUUUUUUACACAAAAUUUCGAAACUUAUCUUACGGAAAAAUUAUAUAAAGAUGUUGAAGGGACUUGUACAGGAAGAUUUGGAUAUGUUAUAGCGGUAUUAGAUACUAACGAAACCUUAGAGAUUUCACAAGGAAAAGUUAUACCAUCAGUUGGGCUAGCCGAAUUCGAAGUUGCAUAUAGAGCCAUUGUUUUCAAACCUUUUAAAGGGGAAGUUGUAGAUGGUGUUGUAAGUCAAGUCAAUAAGAUGGGAUUCUUCGCUGAUGUGGGGCCAUUACAAAUAUUUGUUUCUAGUCAUUUGAUUCCACAAGAUCUGAAAUUCGAUCCUGCAAAAAAUCCUCCGUGUUAUGCCAACAACAGUGAGGAUUCCUAUGCAGUUAUUGAGAAAGGAACUCAUGUCAGAAUAAAAAUUGUUGGAACAAGGUUUGAUGCAACCGACAUUUUUGCAAUUGGAACAAUUAAAGAUGAUUUUUGCGGAGUUGUUACCGGAAGCUAAUUAUUUUUAUUUGUUUUUCAGAUAUAAACGGGAUAUAGUUUAAUAUUUCUAUUUCUGGAUUUGUUAGUAAGCUAGUAAUCAUUCAUUAGCAUUUACUGGUUCCCACAUCCAUGAU
Messenger RNA from Rhizophagus irregularis DAOM 181602=DAOM 197198, 680 nucleotides. Lineage: Eukaryota; Fungi; Glomeromycota; Glomeromycetes; Glomerales; Glomeraceae. The record is from RefSeq and is a predicted model, not a curated record.